Molecule: messenger RNA, 1842 nt
Organism: Vavraia culicis subsp. floridensis
Lineage: Eukaryota; Fungi; Microsporidia; Pleistophoridae
Exons: 1
Coding region: 1-1842 (613 amino acids)
Source: RefSeq, a predicted model, not a curated record
AUGUGUUUGUUGGAAAUCACCUUUAACAACCUCAAAAUAUACUGCGAUACCACUUGCACACUAUCGAUCAAAAAACUAUCGAUUUCCGGCCAAGUCAUAAUAAGUGGAGCCUCGUCACUGAUCAAAAGCAUUCUCAUAGAUGUGCUGCGCACCGGCAAAUCUAAGCACGACUACAUAAGAGUAACCGGGACAUUGCAGAUGGAUGGACACAAGCUAUCAUUAGACUUUCUGGAAAAGCUGAUGCCAUCUCAUAUAAAGUGCACAUACUGCUACACCACAGUAGCGAAACUGCGCUUCAUUUACAACUUUACCAGAAAACACGUGAAGUUACAGCCCGAAAAGAUCCUGGAAGAUUUUCUGCUCACCAACAAGCGCAUUGCCAACCUGACUACUGAUGAGCUGUGGGCGUUCUCAAUUGCGUGCAGUAUAAUACACGGUCACAAAAUAAUAGUGAUAGCGAACAUAAAAUCAUCCUUUUUCUACCUGAACGUGAUGGACAAGGUGAUGUAUUACACCACAGUGAUACCUUUGGUGGUGAUAAUUGACCAUUCUGGAAAUGAGGAGUGUCUUGGCUCGGUGUUCUUUUCGCUGAAAAAGAUUAGCACCAUGGAGUACAGAUUGACCAGCUUGAACGAUGACAGUAAUUCGGAUGAUUAUGAGGUGAUAUAUAUGAACAAGCGGAUAUACGAUCAGGUGAUGAAGAGCAAAAAGUCAAAAUGCUUGGACACAGAUUUCUUUUUUGAGAGUAUUCUGUCUGAUGAACUGAAAAACCCGUUGGUCAUAAAUGAGAGAAACAAGAAUAGGAAGCUGUCAAUAAUGAAACGUACCUUGAACGCGGACUUCUAUCGAUUCGAUUUUAAAACCAGCCAUGUUCUGAACGUGCUGCGGUUGAAGCAACACCUCGGGAACAGAUACAACACCAUAAAUCAGUUUCUGACACUGGGCAUGCUCGUUGUGCUUUUUAUAUCAAAGUUGUUGUUCGAUAAAGCGCAGGGAGAGGUGUCUAAGAUGGCAUAUAACCUUAAUUUCAGUUUUAUGAAGGUGUUCAAUUGGCUUAAGGGAUUUUUAAUCGAGAGGUACUCGCAAUGCUGUGAGAUCAGUAUCGGCAGCGAUAAAGUAGAGCGUCUUCGAUUGCUUCUGCGGGCCAAAAAGCUCUUAAGAGAUAUUUCUGAGAAAAAAAGGAUCUUUUACGGUAAUCUCGACGAGAAUUGUAUGAACCAAGUCAUGAGGAGCGUUGAUUUACUUACAAUACGCCUGCUCUGCCUGACGGUAAAACAUAUGGUUAUAAAUAUGAGGAUAUCGGCAUCUUUGUUCGAAAUGUAUGUCAACUACGUGAUCAAUAACCACCGUGCCUUUGAAUCGCUGAUCAUCGGAUGCUUCAUAUCCACGAACAUACUAAGAUUAAUCAAUCAGGAGGUCGACUUCAAUUACCGUAACAAUAAUCUUAUUUACACGCCAUGCACAUACUUCUUGUCGAUUGUCAAGUUUUUAGUGGGCGAUGUCUGCCACAACCUGAUAAACAUCAUCAUUCUAUUCAACAAGGGCCAUCUCAUAUUGCAAAUCUUCAACCUCUCAUUUCUUUGCACUUUUAUUGCGGUUACCAAACACUCGGUAAUUUUGCUCAUUAUUUUCAAUGUGAUCGCGUUCUUUACAUCUUUGGAUUCGAUCGACUUCCUGCGCGAAUAUCCAAUUCUUUUCUUCGUGAGGAAGAUCAACCCGUUUUUUCUUGUAAAGGAGAUUGUUUCACCAUCACAACUGAACCGACUGCAUACACUGCUGUACCUCCUAAGGUUUUAUUUUAUGUAUUUUCUGAUGGCUAUCUACAAGUUUAGUAAAGCUUAG